UCUCCACUCUUUUCUAGCACUGCUUCUGUGAACAGGGAAAUAGAGUUUAAAAAAACAGCAAACCAGGAAGAAAGCGAAUUUAGUGGCAUAAGGAAUUACACAGUCUUGACCAACUGACAAAAUAGUUGAACAUCUAACGCUGUUAAUACCAGAGAUAAUUAACAGCGUUUGCUUUACAAUAAUGUCGUUUUGUGGGAGGGCAUAGUUUCUGCAACAGGUAACUGAUCAUUUGGACACCUGCAUGAGAGAAAUAGAUUCUGAAUCCCAACUACCUCUUGAGUCCGCAAUCAUGAAGUUUCCUGCCUUGCUUUUGGGGUUUGUCCUGAUGUGUAGUCUGGGCAUUGCUGGCUACAUCCAUACCAGGCGUAAGCAAGAGCUGCAACUGAUUAAACAGGCAUCAUUUAUAGAUAUUAAGUUCAGAGUGACCAGAGAUGUUCUUGGAGAAUACCAAGAUCAGUUGAUUCAGUUCAGCACACAAAUGGACAAGACCAAGACAGAGGUGGAUAAUCUAACCAAACACCUGGACCAAGCAAAGACAUCAGUAAAUAAGAAAAAGGCUGACUUUGAUAACUGUAAAGGAGACAAGAAACGAUUGACGGAUGAAAUUGCAGCUACAGUGUCAGAGGAAAAGCAUAUACAGGAUGAGUUUGUGAAAGUGAAGUCUCAAUGGACAACAGAAAUUGAUUCCCUACAAAAGCAACUGGAGCAGGAUAGCACACUUUGCAAGUACAUUGACAAGGCAUCUGAGGAGGGAAAGAAACUGUGUAAAAUAAAAGAACCACAAAAUGCAGAGCCAAAUCCUAAAGAACCAGAGGCAGAAAAACCUAAGGCAGAGGAAGCCAAAGCUGCACCAAAAGUGGACGAACCCAAAGCUGAACAACUAAAUCCAGUGGAACCCAAAGUUGAUCAACCAAAACCUGAAGACAAAAUAGCACCUGAACAUCCAAAUGUUGCUGUGGAGUAAAGAAAAAAUAAGUGAAAGGAGCAUAUUUUUUAGGGAUUUAAAGAACAAUACUACAUCAGCGUCCCCUGAACAAAUAUUUAGGAAGAUUAACUAAACUGGAACAUCUUGCUUGGGUUGAUCUUCAGCAUUCCGGUUUCUCACCUGAGCACACCCAAACUUGGUCUGAGGUUUGGCUGAUGACAUCAUACUCCUUUUUUUUCUGACAAAUAUAUAUUUAUGAGCAAAUUGUCUGCUUUCACAAUUAAAUUAUGAAAAUGAAAAGAAACAUAUUUAUUUUACCAAAAAAAAAUUUCUAUCAAGUUUUUGUUAAUUAAAAAUCUGUCAGGUGUCUUUGCUUUCUUUGUGUUUGUCUUUUUAUAAUUUUGCUCUUUUUUUUUGUCCAUUACAGUGUCAUUUUAACCCUCCCUUAGGCUCACACAUACAUUCCCUUUUGUAUUGACCAAUGGGAAAGCUUUGACCCUAAUACUGUCACUCCUAAUCAUCCUCACUCUGUUGCUCCAGUUAUUGGCAAAAACAAGUGCAACCAAUCAGAUGCUUCACUGAGACAGAACGCAGAUUGUGAAAUUUUAAGAGCUGCUUACUCUUCGGUCUCCUUUAUGAUAGUUUGGGUUUUUGCUGAAAUACUUUGAUGUUAAAACAAAGUUAAACUUUGGUUGGACACUUUUUUUCUUGUAUUCUUCAAAAAAAUAAAAAAUAAAUAAAUAAAUAAA
Danio aesculapii is the source of this 1674-nucleotide messenger RNA. RefSeq lists its product as uncharacterized. NCBI's taxonomy places the organism in Eukaryota, Metazoa, Chordata, Actinopteri, Cypriniformes, Danionidae. The transcript is spliced from 4 exons. The record is from RefSeq and is a predicted model, not a curated record. Bases 242 to 964 code for a protein of 240 amino acids.